GGUAGUUCAGAAUUUGAUGUUAAUUUUAGAUUCAGUUAUGAGAUACCACCUGCUUGUUUUUUUGAUUACAGCCAGAAUAAAAAUAUUAAACAAGCGUGUAAUACAGAAAUUGAACUCACAUUACUUCAAGAUACUAAGAUUCAGAAUAAAUUAGAAAUAUACAAUAUGGAGGUCUAUUCAAAAUUUAAUGAAGCUUGGGAUUUUCAUACAUAUAACUUUCCAACAUUAACUUUGCAAAGUAGUAGCAAAGAAUCAAGAAAUGAACAAUAUAAAAAUAAUAAUUAA
Racocetra fulgida is the source of this 285-nucleotide messenger RNA. The record is from the annotation of a GenBank genome assembly. NCBI's taxonomy places the organism in Eukaryota, Fungi, Glomeromycota, Glomeromycetes, Diversisporales, Gigasporaceae.